AUGAGCAAUAACGCUGAUACCAUUGACUACGCCGUAGUCGAAAGCCCGAAAGCAGACACUCACAUCCAUCAUCACAUCCUCCCCGGAUUCAGCGAGACUACCAACCUCGCGAGCACGAGAGAGACGAGCGCCCUCGAUGUGAGGCAUCUCCUCUUCGAACUCAGCGAGACUACCAUUUUCGAGAAUACAAGAGAGAAGAGUAUCAGCCUCGACAUGAAGCACACCCAUCUCCUCCCUGCCGCGCAGCACAACCAUAUCAGUAUCGCCCGCACACGCCACCACUCCCCCGUCGCCCAUCCUACUCUUCACCGCCUGCCCGACCCGGUCCCCCGCCUCUCACCCACCAUGCGCCCCGCCCCCCUCCCCACCCUCCAGGCAGGCGCAAAACCAUCCCUCGCGCCACCAAGCAUGGACCCGCAUCCGCAGCGUCACGCCGAGUAA
Molecule: messenger RNA, 441 nt
Organism: Parastagonospora nodorum SN15
Lineage: Eukaryota; Fungi; Ascomycota; Dothideomycetes; Pleosporales; Phaeosphaeriaceae
Exons: 3
Coding region: 1-441 (146 amino acids)
Source: RefSeq, a predicted model, not a curated record